CAGCCCCCGCGGGGUCCAUCAGGCGCUCAGCUGGCCAGCCCCCCGCAGGAUCCGUCAGGCCCUCGACCGGGCAGCCCCCGCGGGGUCCGUCAGGCGCUCAGCUGGGCAGCCCCCGCGGGGUCCGUCAGGCCCUCAACCGGGCAGCCUCUACGGGGUCCGUCAGGCGCUCAGCCGGGCAGCCCCCGCGGGGUCCUCGCGCGGUUGCGUAGCAGCUGUAAGGACGCGGGCCGGGCGGGAAGCGGUGCGGAGCGUGGCGCCGAGAAGAGAAAGAAGCUUGACUGAGGGACCUCUCACUUAACAACAGCCUCCUCUUGACCUCCCCAGCCUGUGACAAGAACCAUCCCUCAACUUCUCCCCUGGACUGAGCCCCUUUCUACAACCAGGAGCCGAUGGCCGGGGAUAAAGCCAAACCCUGUGAGCUGGACCAAGAGAAAUACGACGCUGAAGACAACGUGAAGAUCAUCUGUCUGGGGGACAGUGCCGUGGGCAAGUCCAAGUAUGUGGAGAGGCCAGGACUUAUGGAGAGAUUUCUCAUGGAUGGAUUUCAGCCACAGCAGCUGUCCACAUACGCUCUGACCCUCUACAAGCACACGGCCACGGUGGAUGGCAGGACCGUCCUAGUGGAUUUUUGGGACACAGCUGGCCAGGAGCGGUUCCAGAGCAUGCACGCCUCCUACUACCAUAAGGCCCACGCCUGCAUCAUGGUGUUCGAUGUGCAGAGGAAGAUCACCUACAAGAACCUCAGCACCUGGUACACGGAACUCCGGGAGUUCAGGCCCGAGAUCCCCUGCAUCGUUGUGGCCAAUAAAAUUGAUGACAUAAAGAUGACCCAAAAAAGCUUCAAUUUUGCCAGGAAGCUCUCCCUACCCAUGUACUUUGUGUCUGCUGCUGACGGGACCAACGUUGUGAAGCUCUUCAAUGAUGCAAUCCGGUUAGCUGUCUCUUACAAACAGAACUCACAGGACUUCAUGGACGAGAUUCUGCAGGAGCUUGCGAACUUUGACUUGGAGCAGAAGGAGGAGGCCCUGCCAGACCGAGAGCAGCGCGGCAGCUCCAGAGCCCACCUCGCUCCUGAAUCGGGGGAGGAGUCACGGUCGGCAGCUCUGCCCUGAGCUGAGGAGUGUCCACACCACACCUGUGCUCUGCCGCCUGCACACCCACUGUCCAGUUCACCCCCCACUCCCUAGGCCCACUGCGCCUGAGCCUUCCUGGCCGCCCCUCCCCUGCACUCAGGGACGGGAGGCCCAGCACCAGCCAGCCCCCUCAUCGUGCAGAACAGGCCACACCGCACCCUGAAGUGGAGUUAGGAAGAAGGGACACAAACCUUCCACUGUGCUUGAGUGGGGAAGAGAAUCCAAAACCUGCUUUGCAUGUCUCUUAAAUCCCGACACAUCUAGGUGUUUGCAUUGCCCCUCCCAGAACUGACCUCAGGGCCUGGUGGAGUUUCCACCUAGGGAAUCAUCUCUCAGUCUUUCAGCAUCCCACCCCCACCCAGCAGCGCAGCGAUCCAGAGGCCUCCAUCCUUCAGAAUCACCAGCCAACGUGUUUUAAAACUGGUUUCCAGCAGACAGCCCUUCAGCCCACAGGUUUCCAGGCACCUAUGAUGCGGCUGACUCAGGGACAGCCGGUGAGACCUCAGGCACAGACUUGCUGUGAAAAUCAAGUGUUGGCAAGUGGCAGGUGCGGCCACACAGGAAGACACCGGUGGUGUCGGUGGCCAACCUCCAGGGGCGUAGCCGCCCCACAAAGCACACCCACUUGGAUUUCAGACGGCCUUCACGGAGCCUCUUGCGCCUACUUCCCUGUGAGAGGCUCUAUUUCUGAGGGCUGCAGUGAACAUGGAGCCUCCUGGAGCGGACAGGGCCGCGGGGUGGCCGUCCGCACUGUCUCCUCUCCCUCGUGGUUUGCUACUGUGUUCUCAUGGUCAUCUUGUGCUUUAUUUCCGUUAUUUUUAUUUAAUACUUUGUAUUUUUGUAUAAUAAAGGCUGAAUUACAUAA
Molecule: messenger RNA, 1998 nt
Organism: Erinaceus europaeus (western European hedgehog)
Lineage: Eukaryota; Metazoa; Chordata; Mammalia; Eulipotyphla; Erinaceidae
Gene: RABL2B
Product: RAB, member of RAS oncogene family like 2B
Exons: 9
Coding region: 390-1112 (240 amino acids)
Cellular component (GO): endosome; Golgi apparatus
Molecular function (GO): GTP binding; GTPase activity
Source: RefSeq, a predicted model, not a curated record